AGUACCCAAGCCGGGGUGACCCUUGGGUCUUAGCAGCACAGCUGACAAGAGAGCCUGCCCUCCCCCAGGGUCCCCAGAGAGCUGGUGCCUCCCCUGGGUCCCAAUUUGCAUGGCAGGAAGGGGCCUGGUGGGGAAGAGGCGGGGAGCAGGCAGACUGCAGCCCAGGCAGUUACACGUUUUCCCCCAGGAGCCUCCGUUGUCACGGGCUUGGGGCUGGAGACAGGGUGAGCAUGGCAGGGUCGGCGUUGAUUCCCGGGCUCAACAACUGGCUGGUGCUGGGGCUGCUGCUCCUUUCAGGUGAGAAGGUGCUGGCGGACAGAACAGAUGACCUGCUCCGGGAUCCCAAAGGAAACACUUGUUCCCGGAUCUGGCAGCACCCACGUUUCGUGGCCAAGAAACGGGGCUCCACAGUGGAGAUCAGGUGCCACGUGGAGAAUAAUGGCACUGUGAGCUGGUUCUGGAAGCCGAAGCCGGACUCAGAGCCCAAGAUAUUUCACCCGGAGGAGGGCCGCAUCAUCCAGACCCGUAACAACUCGGAGGCCAUUCUCACCAUCCUAGGCAUCCAGUUUCAGGACAAUGGCAUCUACUUCUGCAAGCAGGAGUGCGCCAAGGGAGCCCAGAGGACAGAGCAUGGCUGUGGCACCGAGCUCCGGGUCAUGGGGUUCAGCACUUUGGCCCAGCUGAAGCGGCGGAACACACUGAAAGAUGGCAUCAUCAUGAUCCAGACCUUGCUUAUCAUUCUGUUUAUCAUUGUGCCCAUCUUCCUGCUGCUGGACAAGGAUGACAGCAAGGCCGGGAUGGAGGAAGAUCACACCUAUGAGGGCCUGGACAUUGACCAGACAGCCACUUAUGAAGACAUAGUGACUCUGCGGACAGGGGAGGUGAAGUGGUCGGUGGGUGAGCACCCAGGCCAGGAGUGAGGGGCCGGCCCUCCCCAUGCUCCUGGGCACAGCCCGCUGGGCCCUCAGUGACUGCUUCAGAGACAUCCCCCACUUUUCCCUGGACCCCCGUCAGCCUCCAAAGCAGGCCUGCCAGACCCACCUGCCCAUCCAGCCCUUGGUCCCCAUCUCUCACCGAAGGGACUGGCACAGAAGGGCUGCAGGGCAGUGAUUAGGACCAAGGGGGUCCUCGGGGGUUAGACUGGACCCCACCUUCUGGGGGUCCUAUGUGGGGGAUCCAUGGCCCUGUGAAGGCCAGGGAAGGCAGAGACUUGUCUGGAACCUGCAAGUGGACUCAGAGCAGCCUGGCUUCUCUGGAGAGCUGGGGCAGGGUCACAGCCUACCCCAAGUAGCCGCAGACGGGCCACAAGAGCUUCGUCCCUCUCCCGUUCUCUCCUGCUCUCUCCCGCCCUCCCCAUCCCCAGGGGGCUGCUGGCCUUGAGCCCUUUCCCCCGUGGAAUAAACAGUGUGUCUUGAGAAAACACACACAGGCUUGUGACGUCUGUGGUUCUGGAGUGGAUAAGGGUACCUGUUUGGGCACAAAUGUUCGGGCACCCACCAGCCUGGGGGCGGGGAGGUCUGCUCAGCUCAUGUCCGGCUCUCUGGAGGCCCAGUUGGGACCUGUGGUCGUGUCUGCUUUCUUUCCCCGCUCUGAUUCUGGCGGGACCCCGAACAGCAGAGAAGGUCUAACUGGACUGGUCCUUCUUCUUGGUGGGGAUGCCCGCGUCCUGCCUCCUCUUCAGCUGACAAGCAGCGCUUGAGUCCUGCAGGACUCGAGCGUCUCAGCCCUAGAGGAGCCACCCUCCCGUACCCACCCCAGUCUUCUUGUCCUUCAAGGUCCUCCACCUACAGGAAGCCUUCCCAAAAUACCCCAGCCCCUGCCUGAUCCCUGUUUGGACGCCGUCCUCCACAGCUCUGGUGUAGCUACAACUUUGCAUUGCCCGUCUUGGCCUCGUUCUCCAGUUAAACUAGAAGGUCCCUGAGGGCAGGGCUUCCCCUGCCUCUACUCUACACCUCCUGUCCUCCACCAAGCCUGGAUAUAUGUAUAUACAUUUUUUCUUACGAACUUUGACUUAACUUUUCACAGUCAAAAAUUGUUCUUUGUCAUCCAAUAAAUGUAUAGGUAUGGAUAUGAUUUUGGUCAAACAUUAAACUAUGAGAUGCUGGA
This is a messenger RNA of Bubalus bubalis (water buffalo), 2106 nucleotides long. RefSeq names its product CD79b molecule (gene CD79B). Gene Ontology annotation, molecular function: transmembrane signaling receptor activity. The coding region runs from base 231 to 920 and encodes 229 amino acids. The transcript is spliced from 6 exons. Gene Ontology annotation, biological process: B cell differentiation; B cell receptor signaling pathway. Gene Ontology annotation, cellular component: external side of plasma membrane; membrane; B cell receptor complex. The record is from RefSeq and is a predicted model, not a curated record. Lineage: Eukaryota; Metazoa; Chordata; Mammalia; Artiodactyla; Bovidae.